This is a messenger RNA of Megalobrama amblycephala (Wuchang bream), 883 nucleotides long. It is a transcript of the gene sdhaf4, whose product is annotated as succinate dehydrogenase complex assembly factor 4. Lineage: Eukaryota; Metazoa; Chordata; Actinopteri; Cypriniformes; Xenocyprididae. Gene Ontology annotation, biological process: mitochondrial respiratory chain complex II assembly. The coding region runs from base 7 to 438 and encodes 143 amino acids. The record is from RefSeq and is a predicted model, not a curated record. Gene Ontology annotation, cellular component: mitochondrion. The transcript is spliced from 3 exons.
CCCUCAAUGAUGACGCACGCUACGUCAUUUUCCGUCGUCAAAACAUCCUUCAGUUGUGUAAUUUUCUGCAGAGACAAGCGAAAAGUUCACAACAGAUUCACAUUUCCAUGCAAAAUGUCUCUUUUACGUGUUUGCUGUUCGACAGCUAGAGGUUUUGUAAAGAGAGCAAUGUUUUCAGAGACGACUUAUCCUGCAUGUCAUAGCAGGACAGCAGGAUAUGCAUCAGGUGGGGUGACCAAAGAUAAAGAACCUUUAAAGAAAGCGAAGACGCCCCAAGGACGCUUUGACAUGGACGAAAAUGAGACCAAAUCUAAAGACGUCCUUACAAGAUUUCCAGAUGAUGUGAAUCCAGAAACUAAGGAGAAAGGUGGUCCCAGAGGCCCUGAACCUACACGAUAUGGUGACUGGGAAAGGAAGGGUCGUUGUAUUGAUUUUUAGAUUGGCCUGUUAAAAUAUUCAAAUUUAUUUAUUUUACCAUUUGAGUCAUUUGACUGUAAUUACUAAAUCUGUAUACAGAUAUACAUAAUUAUGUAUGUCCCCUGAUUGUAUGGGUCUGCUAUGUAGAAUGUAUAGUAUGUGUGCAAAAGUAGUAACUACUUAAACGAAUCUGUUUAGUCUUUAAUUGGCAUUGAAAUGAGAAGAAUCUACCUUUAUUUGUAAUAUUGGCUAUAUACUGUGUGUAUGUGUAUAUAUAUAUAUUCUUUUUGAAAGGGGGUAACAGUGUCUGAAAGGUGAAAGGUCUCUUAGAAGAAUAAACAUAUUCAACCAAAACAUUAAAUCAAUUCUUGUCAAAUUUCAAACAUUCAUAGAAAGUUUUGUCACAGUGUGUUUGGUAUCAUGUAAUUAUUCAGUUUUAUUUAAUAAAAAAGACUGCAUAAAGUUA